Tarenaya hassleriana is the source of this 690-nucleotide messenger RNA. Its product is annotated as histone H2B.7. Gene Ontology annotation, cellular component: nucleosome. Lineage: Eukaryota; Viridiplantae; Streptophyta; Magnoliopsida; Brassicales; Cleomaceae. Gene Ontology annotation, biological process: nucleosome assembly. Gene Ontology annotation, molecular function: structural constituent of chromatin; protein heterodimerization activity; DNA binding. The coding region runs from base 71 to 508 and encodes 145 amino acids. The record is from RefSeq and is a predicted model, not a curated record. The transcript has a single exon.
UCUGUUCACUGCUAAAUUCGAAACUUUUUAAAGCCUUGUUUUGUUUAACCGAGAGAAGUAGAAAGUAUCCAUGGCGCCGAAGGCAGAGAAGAAGCCCGCCGAGAAGAAGCCGGCGGAGGAGAAGGCAAAGGCUGAGAAAGCUCCGGCGGAGAAGAAACCUAAGGCUGGAAAGAAGCUGCCGAAGGAGGCCGGAGCCGGCGGCGACAAGAAGAAGAAGAUGAAGAAGAAGAGUGUCGAGACCUACAAGAUCUACAUCUUCAAAGUUUUGAAGCAGGUUCAUCCUGACAUCGGAAUUUCGAGCAAGGCCAUGGGGAUUAUGAACAGCUUCAUCAACGACAUCUUCGAGAAGCUCGCUCAGGAGUCUUCUAAACUCGCCAGGUACAACAAGAAGCCCACAAUCACAUCUCGCGAGAUUCAGACCGCCGUCAGGCUCGUCCUUCCUGGAGAACUCGCGAAACACGCUGUUUCCGAGGGGACCAAGGCCGUGACAAAAUUUACUAGCUCCUGAAUUGUGAAUUAGGGUUUUCUGUGUUUUGGUGAACGGAUUUAGGGUUAGAGAUGGGUCCAUGUAAUUCCUACGUUAGUUGUUUCCCCAGUUUCUGGUAUUAUAAUCGCUGCUAUAUAUAUGUUUUGAAUUUGAAUUUGGCCUUUUGUCAUGAAUUCAAUUUGAAUAUUGUGGUUUUCAAUUUA